Messenger RNA from Sebastes umbrosus (honeycomb rockfish), 3183 nucleotides. RefSeq names its product cytochrome P450 1A1. Gene Ontology annotation, molecular function: iron ion binding; steroid 17-alpha-monooxygenase activity; oxidoreductase activity, acting on paired donors, with incorporation or reduction of molecular oxygen, reduced flavin or flavoprotein as one donor, and incorporation of one atom of oxygen. The transcript is spliced from 8 exons. NCBI's taxonomy places the organism in Eukaryota, Metazoa, Chordata, Actinopteri, Perciformes, Sebastidae. The record is from RefSeq and is a predicted model, not a curated record. The coding region runs from base 343 to 1932 and encodes 529 amino acids. Gene Ontology annotation, biological process: hormone biosynthetic process; progesterone metabolic process.
UUGUGAAUGGUUCCGGUCUUUGGUCAGAUGCGGUCACUGGCUGUCCGGGACCGACUCGUCCUCCACCCCGAGCCAAGUUUCUCGCCGUGUGCGCCUCUCUAUUGUUAGCGGGCAGCAGCUCCCUCUGCAGGGGGCCCGGCCGCUGCUGAAUGGGGCGUCCCGCACUGUGAGCUAUACCCUCAUCAACAAGUUCCCGAGGAUCAGACCUCAGACUUCUGCACGUCUCUGCUCUGCUCUCUGUUGUCUGGCUCAUUACUUUUUUACACCAAAGUUACAGAGCUGCAUGAUACCUUUUCCCCCUCUCCCCCUGUCUCUCUCAGUAUUUAGAGUCCACCUGACAAGAUGAGACUGACGUUAUGGACGCUGCCCAUCAAGGAGAACCCAUGUACCUCUCUGUCGAGUGUCACCGUUGCUCUGUGUCUUCUCACCCUCCUCCUGAUGGCCCUCAGGGGCCGAAAGAGCCACCACCACUCUUCCCGAUUGGACCACACUAAAUAUCCCCUUCCUCCUGGACCCACGCCAUGGCCCCUUGUUGGCAAUUUGCUCCAGAUGGGGGACCAGAUUCAUCUUUCUCUGACCCACUUGAGGCUCCAGUACGGCGAUGUUUUCCAGAUGCGUCUGGGCUCUCUGACGGUUGUCGUGCUGAGUGGAUACUCCACCAUCAGACAGGCGCUGGUUCGACAGGGAGAAGCUUUUGCCGGGCGACCUGACCUUUUCACCUUUUCCGCCGUAGCCAACGGCACCAGUAUGACCUUCAGUGAGAAGUACGGCCCGGCCUGGAUGCUUCAUAAGAAGCUGUGUAAGAACGCCCUCCGGUCUUUCUCCCAGGCCGAACCCAGAGGGUCCGGUGCCACCUGCCUGCUGGAGGAGCACGUCUGUGCCGAGGCAGCUGAGAUGGUGGAGGUGAUUCGAGAGCAGGCUGCUGCUGCCAAAGGGGAAACAAUAGGUAUAGAUCCGGUGAAGCCCCUGGUGACUUCAGUGGCGAACGUCGUCUGUGCCCUGUGUUUUGGGAAAAGGUACGACUACAAUGACAAGGAGUUCCUCACUAUGGUCCACAUCAACAACGAGGUCCUGAGGAUCUUCGCAGCAGGGAACCUGGCUGAUUUUUUCCCCGUGUUCCGCUACUUUCCGAGUCCGUCUCUGAGGAAGAUGGUCCAGCACAUCCACAGGAUGAACGGAUUCAUGGAACGGAGCAUCGAGGAACACAUCAGCACCUUUGAUAAGAACUGUAUCCGGGACAUAACAGACGCUCUGAUUGCACUUUGUGAGGACAGAGAAGAAACUAAAGACACGUCUGAACUCUCCAACUCUCAGAUCAUUCACACCGUCAUAGACAUCUUUGGAGCAGGAUUUGACACCAUCAUCGCUGGUCUACAGUGGAGCCUUUUGUACCUGAUCAAGUAUCCAGACCUCCAGGACAGAAUACACCAGGAGAUAGACGACCACAUUGGUACAGCCAGACUGCCCAGGUUUUCAGAUAAGCCCAAGAUGCCUUUCACGGAGGCGUUCAUAUACGAAGUGUUUCGCCACGCUUCAUACGUCCCUUUCACCAUUCCUCACUGUACCACGAGAAACAUCACCCUGAAUGGAUAUUUCAUUCCCAAAGACACCUGUGUCUUUAUUAACCAGUAUCAAGUCAAUCAUGAUGUUGACCUUUGGGGAGAGCCGGACACGUUUCGUCCCGAACGCUUCCUGGGUUCCUCGGGACUCCUCAACAAGGAGCUGACGGAGAAGGUCCUCAUCUUCGGCAUGGGGAAGAGACGCUGCCUCGGCGAUGGAUUUGCACGUUUGGAGAUGUUUGUCUUUCUCGCCACGCUGCUCCACGGGCUGCGGAUUGAAAAUGUUCCAGGGCAGGAGCUGGAUCUCAGCACCGAUUUUGGUCUGACUAUGAAACCGCGUCCGUACAGGAUUACCAUCUCCUCGAGGUUUUAGACCAAAUGAUGCUCUGUGUGGAUGUUUUGGAAUAUCACAACACAAUUUCUAAUUAUUCUUAUUAUUAGCCACCAUAUUUGGUUAACCAAAAGGGAAAUAUACUGUACGUAUAAUUAUGUUUCUAAGAUUUUAAAAAGUAGCUAUAAAUAGCAUAGAAUAUGAACUAACUUAGUUUCUGUAUUGAACACAAUGUUUAAGACAAUGGAGGGUCAUUCAAAGUGCCUCUGUGCCCGUACUUUGAAAGGGUCCCUCUGCCUUCCUGUCCCGCCACAUUAAAAAUGAAAUUGAAAACAGCGCCUCAUUAAAAGCCUUUAUCUUAAGUUAUUAGUUACAGUUAAACACUAAGGGAGGGAGAGAGAGGGUGUUUCAGAUUGGCGUUCAGCGCCUCAGGCCUCAAACUGUGUUCACGCAGGGUUCAUCCUCACUCUUCGUCCGCCCUCUCCUCCUCCUCCUCCUCGCUUCAACUUCUCUCCUAUCUCCUCCUCAUCAGUCAGAUUCCUUUCAUCUCCUCAUCCCCCUGAUGUCCUUGUCUUCUCCAUGUCCUUAUCCCCCUCCUCUAUAGCUCCUCCUCCUCUUUUAUCGUAGCUUCAAGGCAAACACUGUUGAGCUAACUCAUCUGCUAAAAUCUCCAAAGUCUCACCCAGUGGCCCUCUGAGGAAUGACGCAAAUAUAUAUAUUAAGACAUGCAGUCUUUUUGAACAUCCUCCUCCUCUCCCAUCAGUGCUGUGACCUCCCACACACUCAGAUUAGAUACAGUCCCAGACCUCUUUGAGGGCGGUAAAGAGGACAGCAGCAGAGUGUGAAAUCAGGCAUUUCUAAUUUAGUAAGCUAAAUGUAAAGAAGCAUGGCGUAUGGAAAAAAGAGGAGACGGGUAGAAUUACUUAUCCUUGAAGGGAAAGUUUGAAAGUUUUGUUCAUGACAGUAUUAACUCUGUUAAACUUGUAUCUAUUCAGGAAAAGUCUACUGAGGUCUUUCCCAACAGAGUCCUACCUGUUAAAGACACAGUAGUGUCACAGUAGUGUUGACCAGUGAGUUGUUAGACUUGAAUGGAUGGUGAAUAUCAUAACGUCUGAGGUCAUACUUGUAACUUGAAAAAUAAAAAGGAAAAUGCUUAAAGAGACUGUUUGUAACUUCUUACACAUACAUUCUUAUGAAUCAUUGCGGGUCGGUGUUUCACAUGCGCGAUCGCGUUUGGCUACGAUGUUCCAACACAAACUACACAGAAGCACCAAAUCCGCAAAGUUAUAUCUA